UAUGAGAUAUAUAAUUGCAUUCUGUACAUUUUCACUUCUAACUAUUGGUGUCCUCGCAAAGCAUGUGCGAAUUAUGGGUGGCGAAGAUGUAGAUGUGAGAGCGUAUCCUUUUAUGGCCUCAUUUAGGUAUUUGGGCUAUGCCAGUACUUUUUGCACCGGUGUAAUAAUUAGUAAUAAACAUAUUGUUACAACGGCUCAAGCGCUUGCAUUUAGAUCAAUGGAUAUAAGUUUAGCUCGAGUCUAUACGGCCACAAUUUCCACUGAUAUAAAUAUUGGAAUUGCCCAUAAAAUUCAACAAAUUUUCAUUCAUCCUAGAUAUACAGGUGAACACAAUCAGGAUGAAAUGUUUCUACAUGAUAUUGCUAUUGUUAAGUUGAAAGAAGCAAUUCAAUUAAAUGAAGUUCAAAAUACCAUUGAGAUUUUACAAAGAGAUAUUACUGAGAAUGAUAGAGGAUUUGUUUUGGGAUGGGGAUCAACGUCUUUUCCAACACUUUCGUACCCAACUAAAAUGCAAAAAGUCAACAUGAAUAUUGUGCCCGAAAGACUUUAUAACAAUUAUUUCAAUUUUGUUUUGCAUGAUACUCAAUUUGGCGGAUUAAACAAAAAAGGCAUAGGCUUAUGUAUAGGUGAUAUCGGAGACCCGCUUAUUAUUGAUGGAAAACUCGCCGGUUUAGCAUCAUUUUCGCGGCCAUGUGCCCUUGGUGUACCUGAUGUAUAUGUAAAAAUUUAUUAUUACAUCGAUUUUAUAAGAGACAUGAUAAAUAGAUAAUAUAUGUUAUCUUGAUAUUACACUAUUUGUUUAAUUAUAUUUUUCGAACAUUUGCCUUGGUUAUUAUCCUAU
Messenger RNA from Ceratosolen solmsi marchali, 841 nucleotides. RefSeq names its product chymotrypsin-1-like. The transcript has 4 exons. Gene Ontology annotation, molecular function: serine-type endopeptidase activity. Gene Ontology annotation, biological process: proteolysis. Lineage: Eukaryota; Metazoa; Arthropoda; Insecta; Hymenoptera; Agaonidae. The record is from RefSeq and is a predicted model, not a curated record. Bases 2 to 769 code for a protein of 255 amino acids.